AUGACUUGGCUUAUUAAUAUUGCGCAACACAAUAGCAGCAGAAACAACUGUAUAAACAAGAGAGGUACGCAAACAUGGCUCAACGAGAAAAAAAACACAGUAUAUGAAAACUCAUUUGAAAAUGCCAUCAACGUAAACGCACUAGCAUACAACAACAACAACAAUAACAACAUCAGCAACAAUGACAAUCACAACAACACGAACAAAAUGAUCAAACUACGUAAAUAUCGCAACGCCAACAAAAAUGACGACGACGACAUCAACAAUGACUACAGCAGCCAUCAUCGCCACUACAACCACCACCAACAUUAUCACGACUACCACGUCUAUGAACGUCACCACAGCAGCGACAACCACAACGACAUUAAAAAUUGUUCAAAAAAUUAUUGGGAUGAGCCAUCGGCUAAGUGUUCAGAAGCCCUUUAUGCCCAAACGGAGACCAUCUUGCCAGGGGAAGACAUUUGGCUCAACCACGACAUCAUCAACAACACUUGCUUGCGAAUUGCAAGGGCGAGUUUAUUAAAACAGGCGCUCAUGCCCAACUUAAACAUUGACAUAAUAGAAUGGAGAAGAUAA
Messenger RNA from Helobdella robusta, 576 nucleotides. RefSeq lists its product as hypothetical. The coding region runs from base 1 to 576 and encodes 191 amino acids. The transcript has 3 exons. NCBI's taxonomy places the organism in Eukaryota, Metazoa, Annelida, Clitellata, Rhynchobdellida, Glossiphoniidae. The record is from RefSeq and is a predicted model, not a curated record.